Notolabrus celidotus (New Zealand spotty) is the source of this 2254-nucleotide messenger RNA. Its product is annotated as calpain-1 catalytic subunit-like. Gene Ontology annotation, molecular function: calcium ion binding; calcium-dependent cysteine-type endopeptidase activity. Gene Ontology annotation, cellular component: cytoplasm. Gene Ontology annotation, biological process: proteolysis. The record is from RefSeq and is a predicted model, not a curated record. The transcript is spliced from 15 exons. The coding region runs from base 252 to 1403 and encodes 383 amino acids. Lineage: Eukaryota; Metazoa; Chordata; Actinopteri; Labriformes; Labridae.
GGUGACCUUUAGUGACCUGAAAGACGCCCAUAAAUAAAAUGUAUUAUUAUUAUUGUUGUUAUUUGUUUUUGUGAGUGUUUUUCUGGGACUGUGAACGUCUCAGAUCAAUUCAAGGAGCACCUGAAGGUUUUUAAUUUGUGUGUGAUUUGCACUAGUCUGGACUUCAGCAUCUCUCAAAGUCUGAGUCUCAAACGCUCAGCUCUUCUGAGUGGGAUGAGAUUGACCCGUCUGAGCGAGACGACCUGAACCAGAUGGAAGACGGCGAGUUUUGGAUGUCCUUCAGAGAGUUCACCAGGCAGUUCUCCCGGCUGGAGAUCUGCAACCUGAGUCCUGACGCUCUGAGUGAGGACAGCAUGAGUCACUGGAACACCAUCAAGUUCUACGGCACGUGGAGGAAAGGCAGCACGGCCGGAGGCUGCAGGAACCACCCCAACACAUACUGGAUCAACCCGCAGUAUAAGAUCACGCUGCUGGAGGAGGACGAUGACCCGGAGGAUGACGAGGUUGCGUGCAGUUUUUUGGUGGCUCUGAUGCAGAAGGACCGACGCAGGUACCGACGCCAGGGUCAGGACAUGCACACCAUUGGCUUUGCUGUGUAUGAGAUUCCAGAAGAGUACAGAGGCUGUCAGAACGUCCACCUGAAGAAGAACUUCUUCCUGUCCAACUCCUCGUGCGCUCGCUCAGAGACUUUCAUCAACCUGCGGGAGGUGAGCACGCGGCUUCGUCUUCCUCCGGGAGAGUACCUCAUCGUGCCCUCCACCUUCGAGCCCGGCAAGGAGGCCGACUUUGUGCUCCGAGUCUUCACUGAGAAGCAAUCAGAGACAGAAGAGCUGGAUGAUCAAAUCUCUGCAGAUUUAGAAGAUGAGGAAGAAAUAACUGAAGACGACAUCGAUGACUCUUUCAAGUCGAUGUUCGCUCAGCUAGCAGGAGAGGACAUGGAGAUUUCCAUCCGGGAGCUGAAGACCAUUCUGAACCGAGUCGUCACCAGGCACAAAGAUCUGAAGACGGACGGCUUCAGCACAGAAUCCUGCCGCACCAUGGUCAACCUGAUGGACAAAGAUGGAAGCGCCCGGUUAGGACUCGUGGAGUUUCAGCUCCUCUGGAACAAAAUCCGAAAGUGGCUGGUCAUCUUCAGACAGUUCGACCUCGACAAGUCUGGAGCCAUGAGCUCGUAUGAGAUGCGUCUGGCUGUGGAAGCAGCAGGUUUUAAACUCAACAACAGACUGAACCAGGUUCUGGUGGCCCGGUACGCAGACAACGAGCUGAUCGACUUCGACAACUUCAUCUGCUGCCUGGUGAAGCUGGAGGCCAUGUUCAGGUCUUUCCGUCAGUUUGAUAAGGAGGGAGCAGGGGAAGCUGAGAUGAACAUAACAGAGUGGCUGUACCUCACCAUGUGUGGUUGAAGACGCCCGUGUUCCCUGAAGGAGGGUUUGGAAACUGCUGCUGCUGUGUUCCUGUCGACCCCCUCGGCCUUCCAGAGCUGCUGACCCCCUUAACACUUCCCACCUCAGCGUACCUAGAAUAGCCAAACGACUAACAGAGAGAGGAGUCUCCCAGACCAGUUUUUUAAACUAUGCAAACCUCCAACAUGAAGUAUGAAGAUGAAGAUGAAGCGGUCGCCGUGCCACACAAACCUGUCAUCUCUGCAAGCAGCAUGGGUCUGUGCAUGACAACAAUCAUUAGCUGUGAUCAGCUUUUAAUUUGAUAUUUGAUAUUUGAAUUUAGCAUCAUGUGAAUGUCCAGAGCAUACUAACAUUAAUCCCUGUUUAUUAGUUUUAAAUUGAAGGACAACAGAACACAGAGGAAGUGAGAGCGUCGACAGAGAAGGUCUCAUCCUGCUCUCAUGUUUCCUGACAUUAGGACGAGUUCAGAACUGAUCCCCUCAGUGUUGAUUGGUGUUUCCAUGUCUUCACCACUAGGUGGCAGCACAGACUGUCAGUGAUGUUUUAUUUCCUGACCUUUGUUACAGUUUUCUCUGUUCAUACAAUCAGUCGUCUUCAGUCCAUGACACUGAAGUCAAGCAGCUGAACUUUUAGUUGUAUUGAUCUUUUUUUUUACUUUGCACUAAGACUUUAGUUGAAGAAGUUCCAGAGUUAAACACUGUACGUCCACUCCAGAGACAUUCACAGGGAUCACAUGACACUGAAAGCCUUAUACAUGAAUCCAUGUCAUACAGCAGUUAUGAGAAUGUGCCAGUCAUGUGUCUUGUGUUGUGAACGUAUGUCGUGCCUUUAAUAAAUAUGUCCCUCACUCA